Molecule: messenger RNA, 2101 nt
Organism: Gilbertella persicaria
Lineage: Eukaryota; Fungi; Mucoromycota; Mucoromycetes; Mucorales; Choanephoraceae
Product: oligomeric Golgi complex subunit 6
Exons: 11
Coding region: 22-2067 (681 amino acids)
Biological process (GO): intra-Golgi vesicle-mediated transport
Cellular component (GO): COG complex
Source: RefSeq, a predicted model, not a curated record
ACGACAAGUGAAAAAGUCACAAUGGCAUUUUGUUUGCGCGCGUCUUUUGAAUUCAAAAGGCGCCCCUCUUUUAGUUUUACUCUUAUGACAAUGGAGGUCAAGUCGACACCUGCCGUGUUGGAUUCCUCUUCUUUAACCAAGAAACCAAAGAACCCACUUGCUAAUAAACUCAACAAAGUUCUCAACUCUUCAGCAUCCGAAGAUGCCACCGUAAAAGCAGCUUUAACAGCACUUUCCAAUAUACCUGAUCUGGAUGAGACCAGUCUUCGACGCAACCUUCGAGUAACGAUCGAGAAAAAAGAAAUUGAGACCAACAAAAAGUUCUUAAAUGCAUUUAAAAGCGUUGUUGUGCAAUUUGAUCAUUUAGAAUCUCAAAUGAAUCAAAUGGAAGCAGUAUGUCAAGAUAUGAAAAAGCGACUUAUUAAUGCUGAAUCACAAACAUCAAAUAUGAUUGAACAAGCCAAUAUUAUGCAGCAACAUAGUGCUGUUUGCAAUACACAAAUUGUCAUUGUGGACCGUUUUCUGGAGAAAUUUACUCUUUCUGAACAAGAAAUCAAAAUAUUAAGUUCAUCUUCUGAACCUGUCAAUCAUUCGUUUUUUGAUGCCCUUGAACAUUUGCAAAAGAUACACAGUGAUUGUCAAUUAUUGCUUAUCACCAAGAAUCAAACAGCAGGUCGAGACAUUAUGGAAUCCAUGUCUCAAUAUCAAGAGAAUGCAUAUGACAAAUUAUACAAAUGGACACAAUACGAAAGUAGAACAUGCUUUGGUGGAGACAUCAUUGAAGUGAAUAUCUUGAUGACGAAAGCACUUCGUGCUUUAAUGCUGCGACCUGUAUUGUUUCAAACUAUUCUUGAUGAAAUUGCUUCAGCGAGACAUGAUGCAGUGGCAAGAGCCUUUGUGAAUGCAUUGACUCGUGGUGGUCCUGGAGGGACACCUCGUCCCAUUGAAUUACAGGCACCAGAUCCAUUGCGUUACAUUGGUGAUAUGCUUGCUUGGGUUCAUCAAGCGUGUGCUUCAGAAAAAGAAAUGCUGGAAAGCCUUUUUCAGUUGCCUGAUCAACAGAACAAUGGAAUCACUGUUCAUACAACAGACACUAUUAGUGGAUUGUUGGACUACGCAAUGGAAGGAACAACAAGACCACUUCGUUCUCGUAUGGAGCAAGUACUGGUGCUGCAACCUGGUGCUAUUACUUCUUACAAAGUAGCCAAUUUGAUUCAAUUCUAUACAAUGACACUUUCAAAAUUGAUGAGAAAGAAUGCUUCAUUAGAAAGAACCUUAUAUGAAAUGACAGAACUAGCUUACAAGUAUUUCUUCAAGACAUUGAGUGUUCAAGCAGAACGGUUGAUGCAAUCAGCAGAGCCACCCGAUAGAAGCUUAUCCAUUGCACCUACAGUCAGAGAUAUGACGAUUCAAUUAAAAGAAAUCCUGGCAUCAUAUGAUUCUUCUUUGAUUGUAGCAACGAAUAAUAUAGAAGGAUUACCUGAAUUUGACUUUUCGGAGAUAUUAGAUGCUAUCAUUGAGCCACUUAUAAAUACCUGUGAAAUGUCUGCAUCCAAACUCAAUAAGCUAGACCAAGAUAUCUAUAUAGUCAAUUGCUUGUAUCAUAUUCAGACUGUCAUGAUACCUUAUUCAUUUACUAAACAAAAAAGAGAAAAUAUUAAUGCACGUAUGAAUGAUGUGUUGACUGAAAUGGCUACAGAAGAGUUUGAACAGUUGCUUCGUCAAGCUGGUCUAGAACAAAUCAAACAGACGAUAGAAACAAAAGAUGAAGAGACACCUUUAUCUUCUUUGUCACAUAUGGACGCUGCUUCUCUUACAGAAGCCAUGUCAAAGUUUGAUUCAUUCUUGGUACUCAUGAGUGCAGAUAUAUCACCACAACUAGAAAAACUCUCUUCUACACAACACUAUCGACAAGUUCAAUCAGGUGCUAUUCGCUUACUCCUGGACACUUAUCGCAAUAUCAGUGAACAAGUUCAAUAUCCUAAGAAUGGUUACUUAAAUCCGGGUCUUAUCUUGCCAAGAACUGUGCAGGAUAUGGAAGCUAUUUUUUCUUUUGCUUUAGAAUGACAUGGUCGUUUAUUACAAUUAAAGGAAGAGUAUG